Messenger RNA from Dermacentor andersoni, 1299 nucleotides. RefSeq lists its product as uncharacterized. The record is from RefSeq and is a predicted model, not a curated record. NCBI's taxonomy places the organism in Eukaryota, Metazoa, Arthropoda, Arachnida, Ixodida, Ixodidae.
UGUAGCUGUCGUAAGCCCUCGCCAAACUUGUGGAAGGCUUUUUGUCUGCGUUCCCAAUAUUAUUACCUUAUUACGUAAAUAAAUGUUUCUGUAUGUUUCUGUUCGCCUGAUAUUUUCCUGGCAAGUCUAUGUGCAAAGAACCUUCUCUAAAAAAGAGGAGCGGGUUAGCGUGCUGUAGCCACGCUAUACAAAGUCGAAGAACAAUGGACGAUAACAGACAAGCGUAGACACUUAAAACAUGAUAUUUGGAACUGUCAGAUUGGGUUCCGAGUUGACAACCAAGUUUUAUUUUUUUUACGUUGUGUGCUAUGCAAGCUGGAAUAUAUAUAUGUGUAUAUAUAUAGAUGUUUCUCAGAAGGCACCGAUUUGAUAAGGGUAGAUUUUUAUUCCCGUGCCCCAACCUAAGUAACGCCUGAUAUUCGUUAAUGCUGAGCCAUCAGGAGACUCACUGAGCAGAUUGAUUUGGGCCAAUAUCAGAAGGCUUGUUUUGUGCGCGUAUGUGGCUGGCGGACACAGAGUCGGCAGCUAUCAUAUACUACUACAAGCAUGACCACAUUCAUUCAAACAAGCGUCAUCUUCCUUCUAAUUUGUGGCGAAUGGUGCAUUGUUCAAGGAUGCAAGCACGACGAGCACAAAGUCCCUUGCGAUCGUAAUGUGGGGGUCCCCGGAGACUUGUGUCCAGGAGUUAAGCGGUGGGAAUGCACCGGAUUAAGGAAAAGGUGCGCAUGUGUUAAAGGAACAUUCCAGAGGUGGGACGGCCACUGUGUGCCUUACAGAGACUGCGUCUUCAGGACCUUCUAUCCAGACAAAUUGCUUAGUGUGGCGGAAGACCUCAUCAUGGUCGGCUUGUCAACCUCAAUAUUUGACCAAAGGGAUUUCAAAUGCUUUAUAUCUCCCCGGGCUAAACCAGUUCAUUACAGCUACCACCGUCUGGUGAAGUACGAAAAGUUGGUAGCGUAUCAAUGGAAGAAAAUGGAGUUUGACCUAAGGAUGAUCUCGGAAUACGAUGGAGAAAGAGUCCUAGCUGAAGAAGCAUCGGACUUACUGCCGUAUGGAAUGGACGGUUUCCCUGUUUUGCACGCCAGCGACGACUGCAUCAUUCUGGCAAGGCUGCCUCCACUUGGAAAGUUAACGGAAUGCACCUACUGGGUCCGCAGAAGUGUUGUCGGAAAUCGCAAUUGGCGUUGUGACUUCAUAUUUGAUGCCUUUUGCAAGAGACCAGCGAUUGUAGUAAAUAAACACAACCUACACACUUGUAAUUAAACGCAUGAAAACUUUCAUAGAAGAAAAUUGUGCCUU